CGAGGGGGGGUCCGCUCGCUGUGCGGGGACCCGGGCGGUUCCUGGGGUCCCGGGUGGCGCGCAGGGUUCCCCGCGGCCUCGGGGGCAGGAGCGGCUCCCGCCCGCACGCCCGGCCGCCCGGUUCUCCCUGGGCGCCCCCGGCCGGUGCGGUGGUACGGUCCGGGUUUAAAAGGCCCUGGCGGCCGCGGGCCUGCCCAGUGUGUGGGCGCGGCGGGAGCGCGCACGGGGCGCGGCGGCGGGGGCGCGCGAGUGGGGCCGGUGUGGGGCUCGGGGGGCGCGUCCACGUGGCUGGCAGGCGGCCACCCGGAGCCAGCGGCGGCGGAGGGACAGCGCCAGCAAGGACCGCCCGUCUGAGCCCAGCUCUCCUGCCCUAUGGGGACCCUUUGUGGCUGAGGAGCGACCCCUCCAAGGACUGUUGCGGCACCUCCAUCCACUAGGCCUGUCCCUGGGUGCAGCUGCCGGCCAUGCCUGCUGUUGGCCUCCUCCUGCUGGUCCUGCCUGCCGUGGCUGGGGCCGUGGGUGGCAGCAGGCCCUUCCCUGCCUUCUUGGUGACAGACACUACGCUCACCCACCUGGCCGUGCACCGAGUGACUGGGGAGGUGUUUGUGGGUGCGGUGAACCGCAUCUUCAAGCUGGCCCCGAACCUGACCGAGCUGCGCACCCACGUCACGGGGCCCGUGGAGGACAAUGCCCGCUGUUACCCGCCCCCCAGCAUGCGCGCGUGCGCGCACCGCCUGGCGCCCGCGGACAACGUGAACAAGCUGCUGCUGGUGGACUACGCGGCCCGCCGCCUGGUGGCCUGUGGCAGCGUGUGGCAGGGCGUCUGCCAGUUCCUGCGCCUGGACGACCUCUUCAAGCUGGGCGAGCCCCACCACCGCAAGGAACACUACCUGUCGGGGGCUCAGGAGCCAGACUCCAUGGCCGGCGUCAUCGUGGAGCAGGGCCAGGGGCCCAGCAAGCUGUUCGUGGGCACCGCGGUGGACGGCAAGUCCGAGUACUUCCCCACCCUCAGCUCCCGCAAGCUCAUCAGCGACGAGGACAGCAGUGACAUGUUCAGUCUGGUGUACCAGGACGAGUUCGUGUCCUCGCAGAUCAAGAUCCCCUCAGACACACUGUCCUCGUAUCCCGCCUUCGACAUCUACUACAUCUACGGCUUCGUGAGCGCCUCCUUCGUGUACUUCCUGACGCUGCAGCUGGACACACAGCAGACGCUGCUGGAUGCCGCGGGCGAGAAGUUCUUCACGUCCAAGAUUGUGCGCAUGUGCGCUGGGGACUCGGAGUUCUACUCGUAUGUGGAGUUCCCCAUCGGCUGCUCCUGGCGAGGCGUGGAGUACCGCCUGGUGCAGAGCGCCCACCUGGCCAAGCCCGGCCUGCUGCUGGCCCAGGCCCUGGGCGUGCCACCUGACGAGGACGUGCUCUUCACCGUCUUCUCCCAGGGCCAGAAGAACCGGGCCAGCCCCCCGCGGCAGACCGUGCUCUGCCUCUUCACCCUCAGCACCAUCAACGCCCACAUCCGGCGCCGCAUCCAGUCCUGCUACCGCGGGGAGGGCACGCUGGCCCUGCCCUGGCUGCUCAACAAGGAGCUGCCCUGCAUCAACACGCCCAUGCAGAUAAAUGGAAACUUCUGCGGGCUGGUGCUGAACCAGCCCCUGGGGGGCCUGCACGUGAUCGAGGGGCUGCCUCUGUUGGCCGACAGCAGUGACGGCAUGGCCAGCGUGGCUGCCUACACCUACCGCCAGCACUCCGUGGUCUUCAUCGGCACACGCACUGGCAGUCUGAAGAAGGUCCGGGUUGAUGGCUCCCAGUAUGCCCACCUCUACGAGACAGUGCCUGUGGUGGACGGCAGCCCCAUACUCCGGGACCUGCUCUUCAGCCCUGAUCACCGGCACAUCUACCUCCUGAGUGAGAAGCAGGUGAGCCAGCUCCCAGUGGAGACCUGCGAGCAGUAUGGGAGCUGUGUGGCCUGCCUUGGCUCAGGGGACCCCCACUGUGGCUGGUGUGUGCUGCAGCACAGAUGCUGCCGAGAAGGGGCUUGUCCGGGUGCCUCGGCCCCACACGGCUUUGCUGAGGAGCUGAGCAAGUGUGUCCUUGUGCGGGUCCGGCCCAACAACGUUUCAGUGACCUCGCCUGGGGUGCAGUUGACUGUGGCCAUGCGCAACGUGCCAGACCUCAGCGCGGGCGUGAGCUGUGCCUUUGAGGAGGUGACAGAGAGCGAGGCCGUCCUGCUGCCCUCCGGGGAGCUGCAGUGCCCCUCGCCCUCCCUCCAGGAGCUCCGGGCUCUCACCCGGGGGCAUGGGGCCACCCGCACCGUGCGGCUGCAGCUGCUCUCCAGGGAGACAGGGGUCAAGUUCGCCGGGGUCGACUUUGUCUUCUACAACUGCAGCGCACUCCAGUCGUGUGUGUCCUGUGUGGGCAGCCCCUACCCCUGCCACUGGUGUAAGUACCGCCACGUGUGUACCAGCCACCCCCACGAGUGCUCCUUCCAGGAGGGCAGGGUCCACAGCCCUGAGGGCUGCCCUGAGAUCCUGCCCAGUGGGGACCUCUUGAUUCCAGUGGGCGUCAUGCAGCCUCUUACCCUGCGGGCCAAGAACCUGCCGCAGCCACAGUCGGGCCAGAAGAACUACGAGUGCGUGGUCCGGGUUCAGGGGCGCCAGCAGCGGGUGCCGGCCGUGCGCUUCAACAGCAGCAGCGUGCAGUGCCAGAACGCCUCGUACUCCUAUGACGGUGAUGAGUACGGUGACACGGAGCUGGACUUCUCUGUGGUCUGGGAUGGAGAUUUCCCUAUCGACAAGCCUGCCACCUUCCGAGCUCUCCUGUAUAAGUGCUGGGCGCAGCGGCCCAGCUGCGGCCUCUGCCUCAAGGCUGACCCUCGCUUCAACUGUGGCUGGUGCAUCUCGGAGCACAGGUGCCAGCUGCGGGCCCACUGCCCGGCCCCCAAGACCAACUGGAUGCACCCGAGCCAGAAGGGCAUCCGCUGCAGCCACCCCCGCAUUGUCCAGAUCCACCCACUCAUGGGGCCCAAGGAGGGAGGCACCAGGAUCACCAUUGUGGGUGAGAACCUGGGCCUCAGCUACCGAGAGGUGGGCCUGCGGGUCGCGGGUGUGCGCUGCAACUCCAUCCCCUCAGAGUACAUCAGCGCUGAGAGGAUCGUGUGUGAGAUGGAGGAGUCACUGGUGCCCAGCCCGCCGCCUGGGCCCGCCGAGCUCUGCGUGGGCGACUGCUCAGCUGACUUCCGCACGCAGUCUGAGCAGCUCUACAGUUUUGUGACGCCAGCGUUUGACCGCGUGAGUCCCAGUCGGGGCCCCGCUUCCGGGGGCACACGGCUCACCAUCUCCGGGAGCUCUCUGGAUGCCGGCAGCAGGGUCACUGUGACCGUGAGAGAUGGCGACUGCCAGUUUGUGAGGAGGGACGCCGAGGCAAUCGUGUGCAUCUCCCCUGUGUCCACUCUGGGCCCCAGCCAGGCGCCCAUCACCCUGGCCAUCGACCGUGCUAACAUCUCCAGCCCUGGAGUCCUCUACACCUACACCCAGGACCCCACUGUCACUCGCCUUGAGCCCACCUGGAGCAUAAUCAAUGGAAGCACUGCCAUCACUGUGAGUGGGACCCACCUACUGACAGUCCAGGAGCCCCGGGUCCGGGCUAAGUACCGAGGCAUCGAGACCACCAAUACUUGCCAGGUGAUCAACGACACUGCCAUGCUGUGUAAGGCCCCCGGCAUCUUCUUGGGACGGCCGCAACCCCAGGCCCAGGGAGAACACCCCGAUGAGUUUGGCUUCCUGCUGGACCACGUGCAGACGGCCCGCUCCCUCAAUCGGUCCUCCUUCACCUACUACCCGGACCCCAGCUUUGAGCCACUCGGGCCCUCUGGCGUCCUGGAUGUCAAACCCGGCUCCCAUGUAGUGUUGAAGGGCAAGAAUCUGAUCCCCGCAGCGGCUGGCACCUCCCGCCUCAACUACACGGUGCUGAUUGGGGGCCAGCCUUGCGCGCUCACCGUCUCCGACACGCAGCUCCUAUGUGACUCGCCGCGCCAGACCGGCCGGCAGCCUGUCAUGGUCCUGGUGGGCGGCCUGGAGUUCUGGCUGGGUACCCUGCACAUCACGGCCGAGCGGGCACUCACCCUGCCGGCCAUGGUGGGCCUGGCGGCGGGCGGCGGGCUCUUGCUGCUGGCCAUCACCGCUGUGCUGGUGGCCUACAAGCGCAAGACCCAGGACGCGGACCGCACGCUCAAGCGGCUUCAGCUGCAGAUGGACAACCUGGAGUCCCGUGUGGCUCUGGAGUGCAAGGAAGCCUUCGCAGAGCUGCAGACAGAUAUCAACGAGCUGACCAGCCACAUGGACGGCGUGCAGAUCCCGUUCCUGGACUACCGGACGUAUGCUGUGCGCGUGCUCUUCCCAGGCAUCGAGGCCCAUCCGGUGCUCAAGGAGCUGGAUACACCCCCGCACGUCGAGAAGGCCCUGCGCCUCUUCGGGCAGCUGCUGCACAGCCGCGCCUUCGUGCUCACCUUCAUUCACACGCUGGAGGCCCAGAGUAGCUUCUCUAUGCGCGACCGUGGCACCGUGGCCUCGCUCACCAUGGUGGUCCUGCAGAGCCGCCUGGACUACGCCACGGGGCUGCUCAAGCAGCUGCUGGCCGACCUCAUUGAGAAGAACCUGGAGAGCAGGAACCACCCGAAGCUGCUGCUGCGCAGGACUGAGUCGGUGGCCGAGAAGAUGCUUACCAACUGGUUCACGUUCCUGCUGCACAAGUUUCUGAAGGAGUGUGCCGGGGAGCCGCUUUUCCUGCUCUACUGCGCCAUCAAGCAGCAGAUGGAGAAGGGCCCCAUCGACGCCAUCACGGGCGAGGCCCGCUACUCUCUGAGUGAGGACAAGCUCAUCCGGCAGCAGAUCGACUACAAGACGCUGACCCUGCACUGCGUGUUCCCGGAGAGCGAGGGCAGCACUCAGGUUCCAGUGAAGGUUCUCAACUGUGACAGCAUCACCCAAGCCAAGGAUAAGCUGUUAGAUGCCGUGUACAAGGGCAUCCCGUACUCCCAGCGCCCCAGAGCUGAGGACAUGGACCUAGAAUGGCGUCAGGGCCGCAUGGCCCGCAUCGUCCUCCAGGAUGAAGACGUCACCACCAAGAUCGAGUGUGACUGGAAGAGGGUCAACUCGCUGGCCCACUACCAGGUGACAGACGGUUCCUUGGUGGCACUGGUGCCCAAACAAGUAUCCGCCUACAACAUGGCCAACUCCUUCACCUUUACUCGCUCCCUCAGCCGCUACGAGAGCUUGCUGCGCACGGCCAGCAGCCCUGACAGCCUCCGUUCUCGGGCACCCAUGAUCACGCCCGACCAAGAGACUGGCACCAAGCUGUGGCACCUGGUGAAGAACCAUGACCACACUGACCACAGGGAGGGGGACCGCGGCAGCAAGAUGGUCUCGGAGAUCUACCUGACGCGACUGCUAGCCACCAAGGGCACGCUGCAGAAGUUCGUGGACGACCUCUUUGAGACGGUGUUCAGCACGGCCCACCGGGGAUCAGCCCUGCCCCUGGCCAUCAAGUACAUGUUCGACUUCCUGGACGAGCAGGCCGACCAGCGCCAGAUCAGUGACCCUGACGUGCGCCAUACCUGGAAGAGCAACUGCCUGCCCCUGCGCUUCUGGGUGAACGUGAUCAAGAACCCCCAGUUCGUGUUUGACAUCCACAAGAGCAGCAUCACGGACGCCUGCCUGUCCGUGGUGGCCCAGACCUUCAUGGACUCGUGCUCCACGUCCGAGCACCGGCUGGGCAAGGACUCCCCGUCCAACAAGCUGCUCUAUGCCAAGGACAUCCCCAACUACAAAAGCUGGGUGGAGAGGUACUACCGGGACAUCGCGAAGAUGGCGUCCAUUAGCGACCAGGACAUGGACGCCUACUUGGUGGAGCAGUCGCGUCUCCAUGCCAGUGACUUCAACAUCUUGAGUGCGCUCAGCGAACUCUACUUCUACGUCACCAAGUACCGCCAGGAGGUUCUCACCGCUCUGGACCGAGAUGCCUCUUGUCGGAAGCAUAAGUUGCGACAAAAACUGGAACAGAUCAUCGGCCUCGUGUCCAGCAACAGCUAAGGGUGGCGGAACCGGUUGUGGCGGGGGGGCGGGGGGGGGGGCGCCAACUCGGUCCUGAGCUGUCCUCCAGGCUGAGCCCUGGAUCCGGAGGGUGCGGGGGCGGGGCCGGGGGGUUCCCGGGCCAAUAUGCCCCUGGCACACCUGGGCGCCCCCUUCAUUAGUGCCUUCCUCUGGGCCCUGUGUGGGGGCAGGGGUGACAGGACCAACCCCUGACCCCAGCAGCAGCAAUACCCCUGCCCCCUGUCUCCCCUGCCCCCUACCCCCUGCCCUCCUGUCCCCCUGCUCUCCCCAGCCCUCCUGCCCCUCUGCUGUGGCAGCCCCUGCCCUCCUCGCUAUUUAUACCCCCAAUAGCCUAUUUAUUUAAUUUAUCUCCUUCUCGCCACCCCCAUCUGUAACCGUGUGUCCCUUCUUCGGGAUGCUGUCACCCACACACACCUUCUGUCCUUGAGUCGUCCUGGCUCCUCUGUGACAGCAGCAGCCCUGGCCUGUCCUUGGGCACCUUCCCCCCUGCGCCGUGGCCAGCCCCGCCCAUUCCAAGCAGUGGGGGAUCUCGGCACCAGCAGCACUUGGGGGCCGGGCAGGGGAUAGAGGGAGGGGACCCCCCCAACGCCGCCCAUGGAUGGUGAUGGGGCCCAGGGUUCUCCCCGCAGCUGAGCCACAGAUCCCCCUCCCACGCAGCUCCAGAGUCAGAUGGGACCUUCUCCUGGCCCCACUGGCAGCACCAGGACAACUAGAAGCGGGCCUGGGCCCGGGCCGGAGGCAGGCCUGGGGACUCUGGAAAUCUCCUUCUCCCGGCCCUACUGCCACACGUCCUCCGUGUUGUCCGCACUUGCCCCAGACCCCUUGCCCUCAGCCGCCCUGUCCCGCGCCUGCCCGGCGUGGCCUGGUCACGGCGGCCGUGCCUUACUCCUUGGUUCUUCUUCUUUCUCUGAGGGCUCUGGCCCCGUCUCCUGGACCCCCAAAUCCACUUCUCUCCUCUUUUUGGGCAUGAGCUUUCUGUCGUCGUUGUUCUGGAAUUCUUUUCCUAAUUAAGUGUUGGGAAAAUGGAGUCUCGCGUGGCUUUGUCCUGGGGGCAUGUGGGCGGUCGGUGCGCAAGGAAGCAGGUGGGGGGCUGUCGGCCUGUGGGUGCGUGGGACGGCUAACUCUAGCCAGGGUUCCAAGGCUCUGAGGAGGACUGGGGCCAUGUCCUUCCUCAGCCGGCCCUGGUGGCUCUCCCUUCAAGAUCCUGUCCGAAUCUGUUCCCUUCUCCCCACCUCCACGCCCCCAGCCAGGUCCCAGCUACCCCGGGCUCCUGCCUGGAUGCCCAGUCUCCCCACUUCUGUCCCACCUGCCUGCCCUCAUUCUAGUCUUAGUGCAGCAGGUCCUGGGAACCCGAGAAGCCAGCAGUGGAUCUUGUCCCCCUCUGUGCAGAACUCCCCAGUGUUAUUGGUAGCACCCAGACUCCUCCAUAUUGGACAGUGCUUUACUGCCCUAGCCGCCUCCAGCCCAAAGCAUCUGCCUUCUUCUCCGCCAGCCCUCCCACCUGUUAAAGU
Molecule: messenger RNA, 7615 nt
Organism: Lutra lutra (Eurasian river otter)
Lineage: Eukaryota; Metazoa; Chordata; Mammalia; Carnivora; Mustelidae
Gene: PLXNA3
Product: plexin A3
Exons: 34
Coding region: 465-6083 (1872 amino acids)
Biological process (GO): regulation of cell migration; negative regulation of cell adhesion; regulation of cell shape
Cellular component (GO): semaphorin receptor complex
Molecular function (GO): semaphorin receptor activity; protein binding
Source: RefSeq, a predicted model, not a curated record